Oryzias melastigma (Indian medaka) is the source of this 1036-nucleotide messenger RNA. It is a transcript of the gene npy, whose product is annotated as neuropeptide Y. The transcript has 4 exons. Gene Ontology annotation, cellular component: extracellular region. Gene Ontology annotation, molecular function: neuropeptide Y receptor binding; neuropeptide hormone activity. The record is from RefSeq and is a predicted model, not a curated record. Gene Ontology annotation, biological process: feeding behavior; neuropeptide signaling pathway. The coding region runs from base 124 to 423 and encodes 99 amino acids. Lineage: Eukaryota; Metazoa; Chordata; Actinopteri; Beloniformes; Adrianichthyidae.
CGUUUUUCUGCUGCGCCUCAUGGCGCGCGCAGAUAUAAACCCGAGCGCGCACCGUGCGCUCAGAAGAACAAGAGGACACGGCACAGGAGGACGCGCAAAACUCUACUCAAACCCUUUGGAAAUAUGCAUCCUAACUUGGUGAGCUGGCUGGGGACCCUGGGGUUCCUGCUGUGGGCGCUGCUCUGCCUUGAAGCCUUGACGGAGGGGUACCCAGUGAAGCCAGAGAACCCUGGGGACGACGCUCCCGCGGAGGAGCUGGCCAAAUACUACUCAGCUCUGAGACACUACAUCAAUCUCAUCACAAGACAGAGGUAUGGGAAGAGGUCCAGUCCUGAGAUUCUGGACACACUGGUGUCAGAGCUGCUGUUAAAAGAAAGCAAAGACACACUUCCACAGUCAAGUUAUAACCCAUCAUUGUGGUGAUGAUAUCGCCAACGCCGGCCCUCACUGACCCUCACGCCUUCAAUAACUACUCUGACCUGCCACCCCGUCACUUGUCUGAGUGGUCGACCAUCCGUCCUUACAGAUCAACUAUACCGUCAGCACUGCUUAUUCACUGACACCUGCCAUUCAACUGUAAAUAACUUGUUCUGAUUCAAUUUCAGUGAAGGAGAAUUAAGGAGAUUGUAUUAUAUAGUUGUGUUAUUAAAGGCUCACUGUUUGAACCAAAGUUUGGACAAUUAUUGAUGACUAUUGCUCAAAGGGAAAAAAAAAAAUCAAGACAUUGCACUAUUGGGUCAUGUGUGUGGUAAUGGUGAGACCAAAGAGCACUGAUGGGCAUGGAUCCAGAUGACCAAAAGAGUAUUUUACCCCCUAAAAUAUACAUUAAAAAACAGAAUAUGUAAGUAGAAUUAAUAAAACAAUGCAAAAAUGCUUUGAAAAUGAAAAAAAUUUGACACCGUAUCAUGAUUUAGAGUAAUUGUAAAAUAGUUUUUAGGAAAAACCGGUGUUCAAAUACUCUUUGCCCUUCUUUAUGAAAGGUUCUUAACUGUCUCGCCUGAAGUGAAACUGUAUGAAAUAAAGUUAUUGCAAUAUU